Molecule: messenger RNA, 1020 nt
Organism: Fonsecaea multimorphosa CBS 102226
Lineage: Eukaryota; Fungi; Ascomycota; Eurotiomycetes; Chaetothyriales; Herpotrichiellaceae
Exons: 2
Coding region: 1-1020 (339 amino acids)
Source: RefSeq, a predicted model, not a curated record
AUGGCAGAAGCGCAAAAGUGCGUCCACAAGGGAUGCGGGAAGGUGUUCACGGACCCAGACGAGGAAUGUGUAUAUCAUCCUGGCCCUCCAGAGUUCCAUGAAGGACAGAAAGGCUGGAUGUGCUGCAAACCCCGCGUUCUCACCUUCGACGAAUUCCUCUCCAUUCCACCCUGCACCAAGGGCAAGCACUCAGCUGUAGAUGACACCCCCGCGCCCGCCCCGAAAGCCGAAGCUUUAAAGGCGUCAAACAUUGUCGCCGCCGCUCCCCUACCUGCUCCCGUGCCCAUUACUCGGCCCUUGGUAUCUAGUCUUGCAGCGGCACAACAGCCCACACCCUCGGCGACACCGAAACCGGAACCGCCUGAAGACGAAUCUGACGACCCAGGUGCUGAGAUCCCCACCAACGCGACGUGCAAAAGACGAGGUUGUGGCAAGUCAAGAGACGAGAGUGUCCCUCGAGAUGAAGAGGAGUGUGUCUACCACCCGGGCAUGCCUCUUUUCCACGAAGGGAGCAAAGGUUGGACAUGCUGCAAGAGACGGGUCUUGGAGUUUGACGAGUUCAUGAAGAUCGAGGGCUGUAAAACCAAAAAGCGGCACUGCUAUGUAGGGAAGCCGAAGAAGAAAGAAGGCACCGCAGUUGACGGAGACACGUCGGCGGACACCGGAGAGGAACUCGUGGAGAACGUCCGCAAUGAUUUCUACCAGACACCCAACAGCGUCAUUGUCAGUUUCUACCUCAAGAAAAUCGACAAGGACAGGGCCAAAGUCGAGUUCAAGGACGACGGGUUGUCGGUGGAUUUGGAUCUGCCUACACAGGACGGGAAGAGAUUCGCGAGGAAUAUACCGCUUUUUGCCCCGAUUGAUCCGGCGAAGAGCCAGUUCAAGAUCAUGGGCACGAAGCUGGAACUGAAUCUGGUGAAAAAGGACGGGUCUAUUAGUUGGGCGACAUUGAGGAGUGAUGAGAGAGGAACUGGAGAACGGAUUCAACUGGGAAGGGCUGGCAGAUUGGAGCGCGGUUGA